AUGGCGAAGAAGGCUAACGCGGAGAGGCAAAAAAAGAAAAAAUACAACGAAAUCGAGCAGUAUGAGGCGAGGACGUUCAACAGAGAAAUCAGCAACAAAAUUAAGAGGAAAAGUUUCAACCUGCCAAGAGUUAAGAGGAAUGGAAUAAUCACGUAUGACGAUGACGACGAGGAUGGUGAUUACGGUGGGGGGGGAGGAGCAGCAGCAGCAGCACGGCGGAGUGGUCCCCAUAGCGGUAGCCCGGGCGAGGAACAAAGCAAAAAGAAGAGCAAAAAAUUUGAGAAGGGACAACUGAAGCUGAGGAAGAUGCUAGAAAAAAUAAAGAACAAGAAGAAAAAAAUAAAAAGUCCGCUGGAGGAAGAAAUGACCAAAAUUGAAAACAAAAUGAAACACUGCCAUGAUAUAAGAAAUGAAGUGGCAGCCAUUUCGAACAGCAUCAUUGGGAACCAGGACCUGCACAUUGAGAGGUUCGACUGCCUCUUCUUCAUCUUUAGGGAAAGCUUGGCGAAGGGGAGGGAGCUCCAGAGGAGGGCUGCCACUCGAAAUGGCACCUCCCCAGGUGGGGGCACCUCCCAAAGCACGAACAGCGAACCGCAUGCCGACGAAUUGGAGAGGAAGGCCAGGUACUACCGAAUGGCCAACACCCUCAGCUGCAUAUCCAUCUGCUCAGUGCUCAAGUGCAUAACGCCGUCGUACAAAAUUAUCGGCAGUGAAAACAUCCCAGGGGGGAAAAGAAGUUCCCACCAAGGCAGUGGAGAACAACGUAGCUCUUCAAAAGGGGAGACGAACCCACGUGUGAAUUGCAACACAGGGGGAGGAGCCCCGAAGAGUCUCUCCAAGCUGAUGCUAAGUGUAAACAAAAUAGAGCAAAGCAUAGUGAGCUACUUUAAGGAGUUCUGCGUCAUCUUAAAAGAAAACAUCCGCCACAAUGUAACUCUCUUUGUGAAUCUCUUAUGCGAAAUAGUGACGGUGAAUUUGCAUCUCUCCAGAAGUGAAGGUCUUUUUGAGUACCUCACGUUGUAUGCGAAUGUACACACCUACUCGAAGAGGAAGCACAACGUGGUGGGGGUAGCGGCGGCGAUGGCGGCGGGGAGAGGGGGGCUGACCAAAAAGGGGAAGACCAACAUGCACACCCUAUGUAUGAAGUGCCUCAACACGAUUAAAGAAAUUAUAGAAAACGAUUCUAACCUAUCCUUUACCAUAACGUUGGUGGAUUAUUUUACCAACUCUCUUUUUAAGAGGGAACAAAAUGUGAGUCCCAAUUUAUUAAAAGUUUUUUCCCAAAUUAGCAUCACCGAGAAGAAGAUCAACGCAAAGUUAUUUUCUGGUGAGGAUGUAACCGAUGGGGGGUUGGCGGAGCGGAAGGAUGAUGCGUUGAGGAUGAAGACGAACGUUUGUGGGGAGUUAAAAAUUAUUGAAAAGAACACCGAGAGGAUUUUGGACCAGCUGUUUUUAGUCUACUUGUGUGUGCUGCGGGGGCACGGGAGGCACUCCGUCGCCUUGGUGAAGGGCGCCCUGCAGGGCAUAGCCCACUACGCGCUGUACGUGAAUAAGCUCCUCAUGGACGACGUGUUCGCGGAGGUGAAGGCGCUGGCCACGGGGGGGGGCGGCGGUGUUAGAAGUGCUGACCGGGUUGGAAGCGUUGACCAUGCUGACCAUGCUGACCGCCCCGCCGUGCCCCCGCCCCUGAGACUCACCUCCGCGCGCAUCUUCCUCGAAAUGAUAAACAAAGUGACGGACGACAGCUUCUACGUCGACUGCUCUUGGGUGGCGAACACCCUCCUCUCCCUCCUGGACGUGUCGCUGCCCUAUUUCCACCUGGGCUCGGCGCACUUCCUCCUCGAGCAGCAGAAUUUCGUGUACAACAGUUUCGCCGACUUUGGGAAGUGCAGCCAGGGUGAUCCCCCCUCAGGGGGAAGGCAAAAAAACAUAGGCGAUGUGGAGAGAGCGAAAUGGAGUAACCGAGGAGGGGCAAUCCCAGGAGAGGUAAUCCCAACAGGGGAGGCACCCUUAAAAUCCAGGCACACAAGUGAGAAACAAAACUUUUGCGCAGAGCUGCUCUACUCCAUUGAGUUGCUCCUAAAAACGAAAAGCUUCACAAGUAGCUACAACACCUUCAAGUCGAAUAACAAUCAGUUGCUUGCCCGCCUCGUCUUCCAUUUGCAGAACAUCGCUGUGCACUCAGAUUAUGUAAUUUCCUUUUGUAUUCUAAGUGUGGUCCAAAGUAUUUUAGAAAAAUACCCUCUAGUCAAAUCUACUGUAGAAGAGGACGGGCUUGUAGUCUCAUCUGUUAAUGAUAAUCUGUCAAUUUUUUUUUCUAAUUUAUUGUUCCAUUCGUGUAUUUCUGAGGACUUAUCCUCCCUAUCGUUUGACAUCUCUUUGCAUAACUCUGAUGAGAGUAACAAGGCCAGUUUGAGGAGCUACAUAAGUCAGCACGUGCGGGGGAAGGACCCAAAUAAAGUCAUCCGUUUGGAUCUCUCCUUGAGUGAACCCAGAAUGGUAGACGCGGACACGUUUAUGGAGUACGCCUCGGGUGAAGGGGAUGGGCAGUCUACCCAGGGGGGGGUUAAGAAGUUGCCUGCUGCCCCCCGUGAUGUGACUGGUAGGGCGGUUAAGAGGGCAUCUUUUGGGAAGGCCCCCCUCAAAUUUACCGGCACAAGUGCGAACCUACCCGUUUACCACGUCCCCCCACAUAUGCUCACCGCGAUGGACUUUGUCGAAAUUGUUCUUUCCCCCUACGAGGAUUUUAUGAGACAUUUUCAGAAGGGCCUCGAAAGGGGGGAGGAACAAGACCCCCCCGAUGCGAGUGCCCACCGCAGCAGCAGUCACCUGGAGGGAAGCACCCCAGGGGGGGCGCUCGUCAAACAACACGGUGGGGUAAAUCGAAAGGCCAUUCGAAGGCCCAUUCGGAAGGGGUGGAAGAAGCGUCACGCGGGGAAGGGCGGCAAAAAAGCAGCUUGA
Molecule: messenger RNA, 2961 nt
Organism: Plasmodium vivax (malaria parasite P. vivax)
Lineage: Eukaryota; Apicomplexa; Aconoidasida; Haemosporida; Plasmodiidae
Exons: 1
Coding region: 1-2961 (986 amino acids)
Biological process (GO): DNA replication initiation
Cellular component (GO): nucleolus
Molecular function (GO): chromatin binding
Source: RefSeq, a predicted model, not a curated record